UCUGUUCUGUAAACAAGUUGUCAAUUCUUCAUGUUCGAUUUGUUCCGGAGGAAAUUAUCAUUCGCGGAGUUUAAUUGGACUGAGGGAUCUGGGAAUUGCGAGUUGGGAUCGAGUUGAGAUUUUUGGGGGAAGAGGGUUUUGAGUUUUGGGGGAUUCGUGUGGUGAAUUCUUUGGGAUUUUUGUGCGGAUUUUGUGGAUUUGUGGUGGGAAGAUGUCCCAGGGAGAUCAGAGUUCCCCUCCGGAGAAAAUUGCGAACCGGAAACUGGCCGCUUUCAGCAUCGAGAGACUGCUGGCACCGAACAAGGAUCCGCCCGUCGAUCAGCGAUCGAUUUUUCAUGCGAAAUUCAAGUCUUCGCCGGCGGAUGAGUUUUACGAUGAAGGCCGAGCCCUGACGGCAGUCCCCGACUCGUCGAUGUCGUCGACGGAAGAAAUCGAGAGCCUGGAGGAGUCGAACACAGUGGGCUCCACCACCCCAGAGCCGGAAAUCAGCUACGAAGCGUGCACAAGCAGCAGUGGUGGAAAUUGCGGUGUGGAAAUGGAUUGCAGUGACAAAGACAUCCACGAGGGAAGUUCCAGCGUGACCAGCGACGACGACAGAAAGAAACGACCGCGCACAGCCUUCACAGCGGCGCAAAUAAAAUCCCUGGAGGCGGAGUUCGAGAGAAAUAAAUACCUCAGCGUUGCGAAGCGAUUGCAGCUGAGCAAGAGCCUUAAACUCACUGAGACACAGAUAAAAAUUUGGUUCCAGAACAGGAGAACGAAAUGGAAGCGAAAGUACACUAACGACGUGGAAUUAUUAGCACAGCAGUACUAUUCCAGUCUCGGAAUUCCAGCGCCACGACCGAUAUUUGUGGGUGAUCGUCUGUGGUUCUUCAAUUACCCUGGACAACCCCAACCAGCUACCCCUCCUCUGCUACCUCCACACAUGGGCCACCUCUCCCUGCCCCCUGGAAUGCCAAUCGUCCAGCCACUGGCAAGCAACUUAUCCCCAGGAACUCAACACUCAGUGUUCCCCAGCAUCUCUCCCUCCCACUCUGUCCACCCCCUGACCCAGAGGAUCGACUUCAGAAGACAAGAUACGUGAGACGUCAAAAUAAUAAAGGAGAAAUAAAAAUUAAGAUGAAACGUUUUAUACUUGCAUUUUAAGCAACAACAGAACUGCCGAGUGAUCAAUAAUAAUUACUGUUGUAAGAAGGAAGGACUGAAGGGAGAAAAUAAAUAGAUUGCUGAUUU
This is a messenger RNA of Diachasma alloeum, 1233 nucleotides long. Its product is annotated as homeobox protein MSH-D. NCBI's taxonomy places the organism in Eukaryota, Metazoa, Arthropoda, Insecta, Hymenoptera, Braconidae. Gene Ontology annotation, molecular function: DNA-binding transcription factor activity, RNA polymerase II-specific; DNA binding. The coding region runs from base 212 to 1084 and encodes 290 amino acids. The record is from RefSeq and is a predicted model, not a curated record. The transcript has 5 exons. Gene Ontology annotation, biological process: regulation of DNA-templated transcription; neuron differentiation; central nervous system development.